This is a messenger RNA of Neogale vison (American mink), 720 nucleotides long. RefSeq names its product actin-related protein 2/3 complex subunit 3-like. The record is from RefSeq and is a predicted model, not a curated record. Gene Ontology annotation, cellular component: cytoskeleton; Arp2/3 protein complex. Gene Ontology annotation, biological process: Arp2/3 complex-mediated actin nucleation; regulation of actin filament polymerization. Gene Ontology annotation, molecular function: actin filament binding. NCBI's taxonomy places the organism in Eukaryota, Metazoa, Chordata, Mammalia, Carnivora, Mustelidae.
AUGCUGGCUUACCACUCAUCGCUCAUGGAUCCGGACACCAGACUCAUUGGAAACAUGGCGCUGUUGCCUAUCAGAAGUCAAUUCAAAGGACCCGCCCCCCGAGAGACAAAAGAUACAGAUAUUGUGGAUGAAGCCAUCUAUUACUUCAAGGCCAAUGUCUUCUUCAAAAACUAUGAGAUUAAGAAUGAAGCUGAUAGAACCUUGAUAUAUAUAACUCUCUACAUUUCCGAGUGUCUAAAGAAACUCCAAAAGUGCAACUCCAAAAGCCAAGGUGAAAAGGAAAUGUAUACGCUGGGAAUCACUAAUUUUCCCAUUCCAGGAGAGCCUGGUUUUCCACGUAAUGCGAUUUAUGCCAAACCGGCAAACAAACAGGAAGAUGAGGUGAUGAGGGCCUACUUACAGCGGUUGAGACAAGAGACUGGACUGAGACUUUGUGAGAAAGUUUUUGACCCUCAGAAUGAUAAACCUAGCAAGUGGUGGACUUGCUUUGUGAAGAGACAGUUCAUGAACAAGAGUCUUUCAGGACCUGGACAGUGAAAAGAGCCUGGACUGACACUUCCCAAAGCCGUGAGCAGCAUUUUACAGCAAGAUGUACACAGUUCUUUGCCUUUAUUUGAUAAAAUUUUAUACAGAAGAGAGAAGAGAGCAAAGUGAAGAAAAGUGUCUUCACUCGAAGAGCUCUUUAUCAAGAAUUUGGGUGGGGGAGGGAAGAAUGGGUUG